Molecule: messenger RNA, 1233 nt
Organism: Racocetra fulgida
Lineage: Eukaryota; Fungi; Glomeromycota; Glomeromycetes; Diversisporales; Gigasporaceae
Source: the annotation of a GenBank genome assembly
AUGAAAGAAAAACUAAUAAAUAAUAAUAAUGAAGUAGAAAAAUUUUGUUGCCUACCACAAUCACAAUAUUGCGUUCCUAGCGAAUCUGCAUCCGUGAAUGCAUGCUCAGCAUCCUUACUUUUGUGCAACAGAAUUAAUGAAAAGGCUUUUUGUACAGACACUGCUUUUUUUUGCGGAGGUGUGGAAGGAAACUCUUCAAUCACCAAAAAUAGUACUUGGGGGAAUUGCUCUUCUUAUGAUUUUGAUUCGGUAACUAACAGUUUGUUAACUAUUACUCCUGAGGGUCUAAACAAGAGUUCUGCUGCUCUUAAUCCCUUUAUAACCACCAAUAAUAAUUCUAGUUCUAAUAGUUCGGUUAAUGUUUCUCCUACUUCCUCUUCCAAUAAUAAUUCCAACUUGCCUAUUAUCUUAAGUGUAACCGGAUCUACAGCAGGAGUUGUUGUCAUUGGGGGAGUAGUUUACUACUAUAGAGAAAGCGAUAGGUCUGAAAAUGAAAAUAAUACCCACGAAAAGCCUACCUUAGAACAAAAAGUAGGAAAAGGUGGUUUUGGAGAAGUAUAUAAAGGUAAAUGGGAGUCGCGAGAUGUAGCAGUUAAGAAAUUAAAUAUUUCGUCCGACGCUUCUAAAAAAGAAAUAAGUGAUGAAAUUAAUAUUCUCAAAAAACUGAAUGACAGUCGUAUUAUUCGGUAUUAUGGAUCUUAUUCUGAUGACCAAGAACUUCUUAUUAUCAUGGAAUACGCAGAAGGUGGUAAUUUAAAAGAAUUUAUUGACAGCAUUAAAGAUUUAAAAAGUUUAAAUAUCUUAUUAACUGCUAACCGUGAGGUAAAAAUAGCUGACUUUGGACUAUCGAAAACUAGGGACAUUAGUUUCUCUAAACAAGAAAAUCAAAUAGUAGGAGAAUUAUUUGAGGAAAAUAGUUGGGAGUUAAAAAAAGAUACUGAGUUCUUUCAUCAGUUGCAAAUUGCCGAAACUCACAACCAAACUUUGCCAGAAGAAGUUAGGUUUCCUAAUUAUGAAAUCUACUCUGGCACAACUUAUCACAGUAAACUAAUAGAUGCUAAAACGAUUGUUCAGCAAUCAGAAAAUAUUUUCAAGGCUAUGGAAUAUACAGAUAUUUCUGCCGAUACAAUAGUGGAAGUUUCGGAAUUACCAGAACAAUUAAAAGAGUUUGAGUUAGAGGAAAAAGGAGAAACUUCCCUCCAAUCCCAAAUCGAACAACCUCCUAAACAAUAA